AUGCGUGUAGUCGUGUCGUUUGAUCUCCUGGCUAGAACAGGUAAUCCUCGAAAGCGGAGGGGCACCUCGCAGAUCAGCCCCGCAAUCAAGUUUACUGCUCAGAGUGAGCCAACGCCCCUCUUUCUCAAAUGGGGGGAGCAGGUCUUCAGCCGCAGCAGUCUGUCGGGUAUCGUCAAGAUUGUGAUCAAGGGGGCCACUCUGCAGAAGAAGCACCGCUGGUAUGCGGUGGUCACACUGGGGAACCAAUCCUUCAGGACUUCCACAGCAAGCUCGUCGAAGACUCCCGUGUGGAACUCGGAGAAGAAAGUGGCGCUAGAGGAGAAUGGGGCCAGGGUUUGCCGAGUAUCCAUCAUAGAGUCUCAGAAGCUCUCCAAGAACAAGCUGGAGGGCUACGCAGAGUUCGACCUCAGCAGCAUCUUCAAAGAGGGCAAUCAGCACGCCGACGAUGAGAUACCCCUCUACAACCCCUCCACAAAGACGCAAAGUGUUGGGACCCUCCGACUCUCCUACAUUGCAGAGCCAGCGCAUGCUACCAUCCAGCAGUUUUCGAAGCGCCUCUUGACGCUGGGAGACCGAGAUCAAAACGGGAUCCUGAGCCUGGCGGAGUUCCGGGAACUGAUGCACGCGUUUGGCAACCCCAACAAAGACAAGGAGAUGGAGGAGCUGUUUCAGACUGCCGAUAAAAACGGGGACGGGAUAGUCACGACAGACGAGCUGGCGGAACUGGUGGCGGUCGAUGCAGAAAAGCACCCGUUGCUGCAGCGGUGCCCGGUGUGCGGGGAGGACAUCAGUGACAAGGACGCGCUGAACGCGGUGGUGCACAUGUCGCUCUGCUUUAAUGAGGGCUCCACCAACACCAUCAUGACCGGGGGGUUCCUAACCGAGGCGCAAGCCACCCACGGGUGGAUGUUCCGAAUGAGCGAGUGGGCGCACUGGUCCAGCUACGACGUGGGGCUGCACCAGGGCGCCAAUGCGAGCCACAUCCUGGUAUUCGACCGGACGCAAAAGCGGCUGCGCGAAGAGUUGAUUGACAACAAGAUCGUGCUGGCCAUGCGCGCUAUCUACCAGUCCAAGCUCGGCCUCGUACUCCUCGACGCAGGCACGCGGCGCUACUUGGCGAGCAUGUCGGAGAAGCAGGGCCUGCUGAUGGACAAGCCGGAGAGCGCGGCUGCCAUCCCCAAGUUCCUCAAGGCAUUUGAGGGCGAAAUCAACGUCGACGAGAUGAAGCUGCCGCUCUCCGAGUUCAAGACCUUCAACGAGUUUUUCACACGCGAGUUGAAGCCGAGCGUCCGACCAAUCAGCUCGCCCGAAAAUGAUAACGUGGCAGUGUGCGCCGCAGACUGCCGCCUCAUGGCUUUCAACGAUCUCGAUGCUGCCACGCGUUUUUGGGUCAAGGGGCGGAAGUUCUCUUUGGCGGGGCUCCUUGCCGAUAAGCAUUUGGGCAAGGAGUUUGAGGGGGGCAGCAUGGCCAUCUUCCGAUUAGCCCCGCAGGACUACCACCGGUUCCACUUCCCCGUGACCUGCACUGUCGGAAGCAUCACCCCCGUCAAAGGUCAUCUUUUCACGGUCAACCCAAUCGCAGUCAACAGCAAGUAUUGCGACGUGUUUACGGAGAACAAGCGGAGUGUGGCAAUCCUUAAAACGAAGGAGUUUGGCGAUGUCGCCUUUGUUGCCAUCGGUGCGACUAUGGUGGGCACCAUCACCUUCUUGAAAAGCGUGGGAGAGCAGGCGCAAAAAGGGGACCAGUUUGGCCACUUCAAAUUUGGGGGAAGCACAUGCAUCGUCGUCUUCAAAAAGGACGCUAUUUCUUUGGACGAGGAUCUGAUUGCAAACAGUGAACGGUCGCUUGAGACUCUGGUCCAGCUGGGGCAAACUCUAGGGGUUGCUAAGGGUGUCCCCGUCAUGACGCGACGGCCGUCGAUAUACGACUCAGUUGUCGGGGUGGAGGGGCUGCCGUCGAGCAGGCCCCAUUUCGUCACGGAAGAGACCGCCGUGCCCGGCGUUCAGCACGUGGACCUGCCGGCCUCGCCCCAAAACGAGGCCCCCUCAACCAGCGGGGAGCCGCCGAAUACUCCCAGCAUGAGAACGCCGCCGGCCAUGCCCCGGGAACGACGAGACGACGGGUCGUUGACUCCGCACGACCAGGUGUACGCGAGCCUGACGAGCGAAGAGCGGCAGCUCUUAGGGGAUCACGCAGCGCGGCUACAAGCAGUCUGGCGCGGCCGCACUGCGCGGACCAGUCUGAAGAUGCCCGGGAACACGCCCCCGAGUGGGAACACCCCGCAAACAUCGCCGAAAGUAGACGACUCAAAAGGUCAUCCUCAAAAGGCCUCGGGGACAUCCAGGCAGCAAACAUGAACUGCUUGUUAGCUCCUUGAUUCAAUACUACCAUAACGUUCUACAGAGUCCCAAGAAGCUAAAGUGUUUGGCGAUCAAAGUUACGUUGGGGUUGACCCAUGUCGUUAUCAAAGCGUCACGUUCAGUGUUUCUGUGGUCGGACUUCUGCCCUUGUCUUGCCCUCC
Molecule: messenger RNA, 2522 nt
Organism: Klebsormidium nitens
Lineage: Eukaryota; Viridiplantae; Streptophyta; Klebsormidiophyceae; Klebsormidiales; Klebsormidiaceae
Source: the annotation of a GenBank genome assembly